Ilex paraguariensis (yerba mate) is the source of this 1165-nucleotide messenger RNA. The record is from the annotation of a GenBank genome assembly. Lineage: Eukaryota; Viridiplantae; Streptophyta; Magnoliopsida; Aquifoliales; Aquifoliaceae.
AUGCUUAACAUUUUGUCUUUGCCUCAGGCAUAUCGAUCAAGCAUGUUGAAGGCGUUUAAGAAGACCCUUGAUGAAGGGGUUUUCUCCUUCGUUAUUGUGGAUGACCGCAAUCUGCGGGUAGCUGAUUUUGCUCAGUUUUGGGCAACGGCAAAGGUAUACCCUCAGUUCUUCUUCCUCAAAACUUCUGUGACUAUUUAUGUUCUCUUUAUUUUAACUUUGGGGUCAAUCUAAAGGUCUGUAAUUCAUCAUCCUUUUAUGUAGAAUUUUUUAAAAAAUUGUUCGCGCUUAAAAAAGGUUUUACAUGUAAGAAAAUUACAAUAUACAUCUCUACUUAUAUCACCAACAGUGUCUUUGAUGCCUACUCACAGCUUGAUUACUCAAGAUACCUGUUACAUGAAAGGAAAAAGGAAAGACAUGAAUUCUUCACAUCAUUUUUUUGAGGAAAGACUUGAGUAAAACUUCAAGGAUUCUCCACAAUAUAAGUAGUUGAAGUAUGUUCUAGUAACAUGCUUCACACAAUGUGUUUUUCUCCAUAUUAGCAACUUAGGAAGUAAAAUAAUUCAUUCAACAUGUCCCAGUUAUAUUUAUAAAUAAAAUUCAUAAGGAAAAUCAUUAGAAGUCCAUCCUUGUGUAUUUUUUACUUAAACAUGCGUGUCUUUUAAUUUAGGAGAGAAAGUGAUCCGGAAAAAACUCCGCUACGCUACAGUUGUUUCUAUCAUGGGGAUGUUACCAUUAAAUGUAUGUUGUAGGGUGGUAGGGAGCGUUAAUCUCUUGAAAGGGACGAAUUCAUUCUCUUUCAAAAUCUUAUUUCAGUGUAGUGAACUUUAUUAUAUAGUAUUAUUAUUGUGGAUGUAUCGGACUUUCAAAUCACAUUGCAUAGAAGUACUUUUAUCUUUAUUUAAAUUACUGGGGAAAGAAGCGUUGAGAAUUGAAAAAUGAUGAGGGAUUUCUUGUGGGAAGGUAUUGGGGAAGGGGAGAAGGAUCACUUGAUUGAUUCUUCUAAAGGUGCAAGUUUGUACAUGGCUAAUCACUCAUGUUAUGAUUAAUACUAAUAAUGUGUUUGAAAGAUGGAGAUUUAAGACAUUUCUUACACCUCAGUGGUGUGUUAUGUGCUAGGAAGCACGGAUACGGAUACUUGACACGGGUACGAUACGACAAAACUUAA